Nilaparvata lugens (brown planthopper) is the source of this 3686-nucleotide messenger RNA. Its product is annotated as peptide transporter family 1. The record is from RefSeq and is a predicted model, not a curated record. Lineage: Eukaryota; Metazoa; Arthropoda; Insecta; Hemiptera; Delphacidae. The coding region runs from base 575 to 2815 and encodes 746 amino acids. Gene Ontology annotation, molecular function: dipeptide transmembrane transporter activity. The transcript has 17 exons. Gene Ontology annotation, biological process: transmembrane transport; oligopeptide transport. Gene Ontology annotation, cellular component: membrane.
GUAGAAUUUCAAACAGUAAACUACAGUUAGUUUAGUUUUAACCGUAGCUCUGAAACGUAGCUCAAACGUAGUCUCGUAACUCUUUCAAGAUGACAGACAACUGCAUCCAAUGUGACAGAAACGUGUUACUUAAUCUGGUGAUAGAAGUGUAAAUUUAUGAUCAACUGCUAAUGAAUGAUUAGCGUGUGACUUUUUUCUUAUCUUGCAAUAAAAACUUGUCAGAGUUUUUUAGAAUUCAGUAUUGUUAAUUCAAUUUUCUCCAAUGCCUGUCUGUACGCGUGAUCUGUCUUUUCAUCAAAUGUCUGUGAAAAUAAAGUGUAACAUCGACAUGAGAUAAUGUUGUAUAGAGGAUAAAUUGCAAUAUUGACAAAUAUUUUUGAGAUAAUAUUGGAAAGUGAAUAAAUUGUAUGUUUUUAUUGAGGACUGAUUAAUUGCUAUAUUGACAAAUUCUUUAUUGAUUCAUACAUCAUAAAAAUGAGCGAUAAAUAUUUGAGAUAAUAUUAGAAAGUGGAUAAAUUUAAUUGGAGUGUGGUGACAGUUUUAUUUCAGUUGAAGUGACGGAUGGUUAAUUAAAAUGUGUGAAAAUGGAAAGCAAAAUUCAGAUGAUAAAGGGAAUGAGAUGGUACUCCACGAUACCAAUGGACGAAUUGAUAGAGGAAUGGACCCUGAAAAGAACUCGGAAAAAGCAGUCAAAUAUCCGAGACACAUCUUCUUCAUCAUUGUAAAUGAGUUCUGCGAGAGAUUCUCGUAUUAUGGCAUGAAAACCGUUCUUCCAAUCUUCUUGAAAAAUAAACUGAGAUACUCGGAGAGUGAAUCGACAAUAAUCUAUCAUAGCUUUUCUAUGAUCAACUAUUUUUUCCCAAUUAUUGGAGCAAUUAUUGCUGAUUCGCUACUGGGACGUUAUAAGACAAUCUUCUACCUCUCCAUCGUCUAUGCUUUGGGUAACAUGACAUUGGCUGCAUCUUCAGCCAUUCUACUAUGGAACAUACCACACAGGACCACAGCCCUCCUGGGUCUCUUCCUGAUAGCCCUGGGCUCAGGAGGCAUCAAGCCAUGCGUAUCCUCGUUCGGUGGUGACCAAUUCAUGGUUCCCCAGCAAGAAAUGCAACUCCAGCAGUUCUUCUCCAUUUUCUACUUCUCCAUCAACGUGGGGAGUAUGUUUGGAACUCUCAUAUCACCCAUACUUCGCCAAGAUGUCCAUUGUUUGGGGGAGGAAUCCUGUUUCCCCCUGGCGUUCGCUCUACCUGCCUUUCUUAUGGUGGUUGCUAUAGUAAUUUUUGUCCUGGGAAAAAGAUUCUAUCUGAUAAGGAAGCCUGGAGGAAAUGUAUUAAUCAGGAUGUGUGGCUGUAUUGGGUAUGCACUAAAGAAGAGAGUGACAUGCGAUACAAGAGGCCAGAAAACAAAUCAUUGGUUGGAGUUGGCUAAUGACAAAUACGAUGCCAAAUUAAUCAAUGAAACCAGAAUUAUGUUGUCUCUCGCCCUCAUGCUUACUCCCUGUGUAUUUUUCUGGGCUCUAUUCGAACAAACAGGCUCCAGAUGGACUUUCCAAGCAUCUCGCAUGAACGGCGAAGUGAUGAACGGGAAUUUCGAGAUAAAACCCGACCAGCUGCACAUAAUUAACCCAAUUCUGGUACUGUGCAUCAUACCAUUUUUCCAAAAAGUCCUCUACCCCUGUCUGGAUAGACUUCAUCUACUCAGGACCCAGCUCCAGAAAAUGGUGCUGGGAGGGAUUCUGACGGCCGUCGCUUUUUUUAUGUCCGGCAUUUUGGAGAUGUAUUUGCAGCCAACUUAUGCAGUAUUACCAGGACCUGGUGAAGCCCAGCUGCGAAUCUUCAACUCAUUUGACUGCAAAGUGCAUUUGCAUGGUGGCAAAGAAUUCAACUCCAGUGUAAUACUAGAGCCACAUGCCAUGAUUGAAAUGAAAUUAGCUGAUAUAUCAUUGGAAAAAGUCAUUAAUGUAAAUGCGAAAAUGCUGAGAGAAGAAUGUCCAAAUUUGGAUUCGAGUUUGGAAUGGGAAGGGGUGUUCAAAGUGACUGAGAAGAAGGCCACCUCAUAUUUAAUCCAUGGAAACUCGAGAGAUUUGAAUGUUACAAGUACUGGAUAUGAUAAUCUUGCUAAAUCGGAUAAUGGGAAUCCAAGGAUCAGAAUAUUCUACAGUACAACAGAAAACAGUAUUUUGACGAUACGAGGUCUUGAGAAGAAGAAUAAAGAAGUGAAGCGAGAUUUUAAGUUAAAUAGCGCAAAUGUGACUGGAGAAGAGCUUGAGCUACAAAGUGGCAGGUAUGAAUUAUCCUACAAUAAAAUUUCAACUAAAAUUGUUCUGGAGUUUGGAGGUGUCUAUAGGAUAAUGAUUCCAAACAAUAUCGCUUCGGAAAAGAACAAGAACAGCAUACAAUUGUUCACCAUAACUCCACCGAGCAGCAUCAGUAUGCUAUGGAUGGUACCUCAGUUUUUUGUCAUUACUGUAGCCGAGGUUCUCUUCUCAGUAACAGCCCUUGAGUUCUCAUUCAUGCAGGCACCAACUAGUAUGAAAUCUGUAGCAUCCUCACUGAAUUUACUAUCCACAUCACUGGGAAAUUUUGUGGUGGUAUUUAUUGAGAAGGCUGUUCAUACAAACAACCAGGUGCACAAUUUCUUCAUCUACGGAGGCCUGAUGAUAUUUGUAAUGGUUAUCUUCACAAUCCUUGCCAUGAACUAUAAAUAUGUCGACCAUUCCUCAAAAGAUUCCGAUGAUGAACCGAAUUACCAAGAUAAUCCUGCUUUUGAUAUGGGGGACCGUGAGACUGUUAUCAAUAAUAAGAACUCUGGAAUGUGAUACUUUAUCUCUUUUCUGUAUAGGGCUACUUGCAAUAUAAAUAGAAAGAAAAAUAAAAAUCUCAGUACCCUUUAUUUUGAAUUAUUUUUAUUGUUAUUCAAAAAGGGCACUGAGAUUUUUAUUUUUCUUCCUAUUCAUAAUACUUAUUUGUGAUAAUAUUUUUCAUACUUAAUCUCUGAGACCUCUUCAAUAAUUUGUAUAAUUAUACGUUAUAUUUACUAUAAGAAUUCUUAUGAGAGUCUUUAUUGAUUCAUACAAUAAGUACAUAAUUAAAAUGAUAGGGAGAGAAAAAAGGUCACCUUUUGCUAUUCCUCUCCCAAAUUUGGAUAAGAUACACAUGGUCCGAAAUAGGUUUAAGUCUUGUAGUUGUUCACUUCACAGGAUUUUCAGUCCUUAAUUAUUUUCACAAAGUAGAUUUUUAAAUUAAAAUGCUCCAAACCCAAACAUAAAAGAAAUAUUUCACAUUAUUAUCACUGGAAUAGGAAAUAUUCACAUAUCAAAGAAAUACAAAAAAUGGACAAUAAUAACAUAAAAAUUUUGAAGGACAAAAAAACAAACAAGUCUGAUCCAAUACCGUAUUCAAUAAGGAUUCUCAUGAGAAUGAAGCCUGACCGUAUAUGGAAGGUCCUUAUAGUGGUAAUGGUGUAUUUUAUCAUCGAUUUUAAUGAACACUGAGACAAAUAAAGAAAUAUUAUGAGAUCAUAUCUUCUAAAGUAUUGAAAAAGUGUUUGAAAAAAUGAACAAAUUGGGAAUAAUUUUUGGUGAACAACACAUUUAAAAAAACAUUCUAUUAUAUUGAAGCGCUCCCAGCAAAAGUGAUCUAUGAAGAGUACUUUGAAGAUUGAAUUUUAUAAAGUUUCAUUAUUGUACU